Naumovozyma castellii is the source of this 1875-nucleotide messenger RNA. RefSeq names its product Irs4p (gene IRS4). The transcript has a single exon. NCBI's taxonomy places the organism in Eukaryota, Fungi, Ascomycota, Saccharomycetes, Saccharomycetales, Saccharomycetaceae. The record is from RefSeq and is a predicted model, not a curated record. Bases 1 to 1875 code for a protein of 624 amino acids.
AUGCUGUUCUCCAAGAGACGCACAACUCAUCCUUCCAAUAACGAAUACGCUGAGCCAGCCACAUACGAAUCAUUGAAAGCUGCGCAAACUAUAUUCCAGAAGCAUCAAGAGGAAGAUGGAGGUGCCACCUCAAUAGCAUCCCCAACACCAACUCAGAAUACGAGAGCUGCACAUAUGAAUGCACCAACAGCGCAUACCAAUUCUCCCUUGCUCCACACAACAGCUAUGUCUGAUUCUAGACAUUUGAGGCCCACAAGAAGACCAUACAAGACUACAACUACACCACAACAGACAAGAGGAUCUGGCUCUAAGGUCUCCGUGCCUCAGCUCCAGGCGGCACAAAUGGCUGCUGCUCUUGCACAUAAACAGGCCAUCUCAAAUAGAGAGAAGGAUGCAUCCCCGCCCAGUAAUACGAUCAAAAGAUCUGUAUCACCGUUGUAUCAUGCUCGUAGCAGUAAUAACAAUAAAGUUAAUAAUAAUAGGUCGCAGGAAAGCAUCAAAUCUACACCAAAUUGGGAGACAAUUCAGGCCCCAAUCCCAUCGCAUCAUCAUUCGCAUACUCAACACAUUGAACCACAUUUAAAUAGACCACCAAUACCGCCUACUGUGAUUCGUAGACGUCCACCACGUACAGAUACACAAUCUUUAAAUUCAAUACCCUUAGAAGACUACCAUUUAUUACCACCGCAUAGCCAACUACAACAACAACAACAACAACAACGAAUCAAUGCAUCGCCCAAUUCAUCCUUCUCCACAUCCCCAGCAUCAUCCACUUCAUCAUUAUUGGAGACAAGUGUCAGAGAACCCGACACAAUGGUGGAGACUCAAACUCAAUCGUUAAAUGAUCUCACUUUAGGGACCACAAGCAAUCCAUAUUCCAACUUAACAACGUCCAUUGUGCCCCGGAAGGAACGAUCCAAAGUGAAACGGUUAAAGAACAAGAUUUUAGGAUCCUUGAACCAAUCUACCUCCUCUACUCCUACACACUACUAUCAAGCUCCUGGGGCCACAGCAACAAACUCAUCACUCUCUUCAUCCACGGUCAAACUACGAACUACGUUGAGGAGGGAUCAAGACACGACUGAUAUGGGUUCCGGCGGGGGGAUAGUGAACAACGCAUCAUUAUACAAUGGUGAGGAGUUUUUGAGUCCCGGGAGAGAAUGGGAUUUGACUGAUGAUGACGAUAAUAAUUCAAUGGAUAGUGACCUGUCUGAUUAUUAUGAUACUAAUGAGAAACCGGACAUGGGCAAAAAGAGAGAACAAAGGCGUAGAGAUCGAUUGAAGAAACAUAUAACAAGGAACGCAGUGGUACCCUAUCAUCACCAUUCCUCUUCAAGGAAGAAAUUUAAUGAAGAUAAACCGUGGAAGUCUCAUAAGGAUUUGGAUUUCUUGACUGAAAGGGAAAGGAAAAGGUAUGAAGCUAUGUGGGUAAGUAACAGGUUUAGGUAUUUGAAUUUAUUGUCCUGGUGGCCCUCUGAGACUUCUACUGGAGCUGAUAAUGAUGAAGAUGAAGAUUCUGUAUCAAAGACAAAUAUCCCUGUGGAGUUACCUGAGGAAGGUUUGAUACUAAACUUGGUAGUACAACAGAUAUGGUGCCGGUCAAACUUACCCAAUAACCUGCUUGCAGAUAUUUACGACAGAGUGGAUACAAGGCAGGAUGGGACUCUGGAUAGAAGGUCGUUUGUGGUGGGUAUGUGGCUUGUGGACCAAUGUCUAUACGGGAGAAAGUUGCCGAAUAUGGUGGAUCAGAAGGUAUGGGAAAGUGCAGACAGGUACAUGGUGACUGUGACACAGAAGGCCAGAAGGAGACAAUUGAAGGAAGAGAUUCGUAACAUCAAGAGGGAGAAUAAGAACAACGGUGUAGUCAAUCAGUAA